CUCUUUCCCGUAGGCGGCAGCGACAGCCGGCCGGCUGGCGAGCUCCCCCCCUCCGCCCGCGCUCUCCCUCGCGGCGGCCCGGGACGCGCUUCUCCUCCCGCCCCCUGCGCUGAUCUCCCGCGAGCAGGGGGGCGCUGUCGUUCCUUCGUCCUCACCGUUUGGGGGGGGGGGGGUUCAACUGAACCUCCAUGUCCCACAAUCGAUCCGCCCCUGCUGAAGAUGUUCUCAAGGUUGCCGGCAAGUGCAAGGGAGCAGAUGGGCCAAGCGCUAGCAGUGUUCUCAAAGGUGCCCAAAAUGCAUGGGAUAUGCUAUCUGAUGAGCAAUCACGGAAGCACAUCAAUACUGGAUCUGCUGACCUCAACAACAUACUUGGUGGAGGGAUUCACUGUAAAGAGGUUACUGAGAUAGGUGGUGUCCCAGGGAUCGGUAAAACUCAACUAGGGAUUCAACUAGCAAUCAAUGUCCAAAUUCCAUUGGAGUAUGGUGGACUUGGCGGGAAAGCUGUUUAUAUAGAUACAGAGGGCAGUUUCAUGGUUGAGCGUGUCUACCAAAUUGCUGAAGGGUGUAUCAGUGACAUACUGGAGUACUUUCCAUACUGCCAUGAAAAGGCUCCAUCUGGACAAAAAAGACUGAAGCCUGAGAGUUUCCUGGCAGACAUCUAUUACUUUCGAAUAUGCAGCUAUACUGAACAAAUUGCAGUCAUAAACUAUUUAGAGAAGUUUCUUGAGGAGCAUAAAGAUGUGCGAAUAGUUAUUAUUGACAGUGUUACUUUCCACUUCCGACAAGAUUUUGAUGAUAUGGCACUGAGAACAAGAGUGCUCAGCGGAUUAUCAUUGAAGUUGAUGAAACUUGCGAAGGCACAUAACUUGGCGGUUGUUUUGUUGAACCAAGUCACUACCAAAUUCAUGGAAGGAUCAUUUCAGUUAACUCUUGCUCUAGGUGACAGCUGGUCCCACUCAUGCACCAAUCGACUAAUUCUGUAUUGGAAUGGGAAGGAGCGGUAUGCAUACCUUGACAAGUCUCCUUCACUUCCAGUAGCCUCAGCGCCAUAUGCAGUGACAGGUAAGGGUGUGCGAGAUGCUGUUAGUUCAAGCUGCAAGCGAGUCCGGGUAACGUAACAAUCUUGGUGUUGAACCCUUGUACCGUUGGUAACCAUCAUGUCCAAACCGUGCGGCAUUAUCUUUAGAUCUUUCGGUCUAACUAAGCUGAUUGAUGGUAGGACCAUCUAUGACAUCGUCUUGUUUGCUUCUGCCCCUAGUUAAUUGUACAGAGCUAACUGAAGCAAAAAUGGGUGCUUCUUUUUGGUUGAUCCAAUCAUGUAACAAGUACUCUACAGGCUCGUUACAAACAUGGAGAUACAUUGAUCACAGAUGUGUGCUCCUUUGGUUAGUAAACAAAAGAUAAAGAACUACAGUAUGGCUGCCGGAGGUGGUUUGUAUUGUGAUAAA
Oryza brachyantha (malo sina) is the source of this 1448-nucleotide messenger RNA. Its product is annotated as DNA repair protein RAD51 homolog 3. Gene Ontology annotation, molecular function: ATP-dependent DNA damage sensor activity; ATP binding; crossover junction DNA endonuclease activity. Gene Ontology annotation, biological process: DNA repair; reciprocal meiotic recombination; meiotic DNA recombinase assembly. The coding region runs from base 189 to 1118 and encodes 309 amino acids. The record is from RefSeq and is a predicted model, not a curated record. NCBI's taxonomy places the organism in Eukaryota, Viridiplantae, Streptophyta, Magnoliopsida, Poales, Poaceae. The transcript has 9 exons. Gene Ontology annotation, cellular component: replication fork; Rad51C-XRCC3 complex; Rad51B-Rad51C-Rad51D-XRCC2 complex.